AUGUCGAAGGGCGAGGGAAGAAGUAAAAGAAAAUGCUUUACAUGUAUUGCAGCAUUCAUCGUGUUCCAAACCGCGAUCAUACUUGUAUUUGCUCUAACCGUCAUGAAAAUCAGAAGUCCUAAGGUCAGGUUCAAUGCAAUGGUGGUCGAAAGUUUCAAUUCCAACAACGCAACCUCGCCUUCAAUCAACAUGCAAUUGCUAACACAAAUUACUGUGAAAAACACAAAUUUUGGGCACUUCAAGUAUGAUAACAGUACACUAUCUAUCUUAUACAAUGGCAUGCCUGUUGGAGAGGCUGUGAUCCCCCGGGGACGUACCAAAGCGCGAAAAACACAGAAAUUUAACAUUUCAGUUGCUGUAAGUACUGAUAGGCUUUCUGGGGAUACAAAUCUUGGAAAUGAUAUGAAUUCUGGGAUUUUAAGGUUGAGUAGCCGUGCAAAGUUGAGUGGGAAGGUUCAUUUGAUGAAGGUUAUUAAGAAGAAGAAAUCUGGUGAAAUGAACUGUGAUUGGGCUAUCAAUUUAGGAACUAGACAGGUUCAGGGUUUGAUGUGCAAAUGA
Molecule: messenger RNA, 558 nt
Organism: Fraxinus pennsylvanica
Lineage: Eukaryota; Viridiplantae; Streptophyta; Magnoliopsida; Lamiales; Oleaceae
Source: the annotation of a GenBank genome assembly